CAGCGUGGCGCAUAGAUGGUGAGGAGCACAGUCAGGCAGCUUGAAGAGCUGCAUGCAGUUGAGAUGUCUGGGACUGUAGCUGACAUUUCCUUGGUGCACUGGAAGCAGCAAUGGCUGGAGAACGGUACCCUUUAUUUCCACGUUUCCAUGAACAGUGCUGAGCAGCUGUCCCGGGUUACGCCGCCCACCCUCCAAGAGCCUUCGGAGAUAGUGGAGGAACAGAUGCACAUUCUUCACAUCUCUGUCAUGGGCGGCCUGAUUGCUCUGCUGUUGCUCCUGCUGGUGUUCACAGUAGCGCUGUAUGCCCAGAGGCGCUGGCACAAGCGUCGCCGGAUCCCCCAGAAGAGCGCAAGCACCGAGGCCACCCACGAGAUCCACUACAUCCCUUCAGUGCUGCUGGGGCCGCAGGCCCGGGAGAGCUUCCGCAACUCCCGCCUGCAAGCCCACAACUCUGUCAUCGGCAUGCCCAUCCGCGAGACCCCUAUUCUGGAUGACUAUGAGGACGAGGACGAGGAUGAGAACCCACGGCGGGCAGAGUCCAGCACCCGGGAGGAUGAGUUUGGCAGCCAAGUGACCCGGACUCUGGAGAGCCUAGGCAGGGGCGGGGAGGAGAGGCCUGACUACGAGAAGAAAGCCACCGAGGUGACGCAGGAGACAGUGGAGUCCCUGAUGCAAAAGUUCAAAGAGAGUUUCCGCACUAACACGCCCAUUGAGAUUGGCCAGCUCCAGCCAGCGUUGCGCAGCACGUCGGUGGGGAGACGGAAACGCAGGAGCAGGCCCCGAGGCGGGAUCGGGUUUGGACGUGCUAAAGGAAACUCUGGCUCCGAGGCAGACGAUGAAACUCAACUGACCUUCUACACUGAGCAGUAUAGGAGCCGGAGGCGAAGCAAAGGUUCUGUAAAGAGUCCUGUGAACAAGACGGCUCUGACUCUCAUCACAAUCAGCUCCUGCAUCCUGGCCAUGGUAUGCGGCACUCAGCUGUCCUGCCCACUGACGGUGAAGGUGACUCUUCAUGUUCCUGAGCACUUCAUUGCAGAUGGAAGCAGUUUUGUCGUGAGUGAGGGAAGCUACUUGGACAUCUCCGAUUGGUUAAAUCCAGCCAAGCUGUCCCUUUACUAUCAGAUUAAUGCCACGUCACCUUGGGUGAGAGAUCUCUGUGGACAGAGGACUACAGAUGCCUGUGAGCAGCUCUGUGAUCAAGAGACUGGAGAGUGCAGCUGCCAUGAAGGCUAUGCCCCUGACCCAGUGCAUCGACAUCUGUGUGUGCGCAGUGAUUGGGGACACAGUGAAGGGCCUUGGCCCUACACAACACUUGAAAGGGGCUAUGACUUAGUCACAGGAGAGCAAGCGCCAGAGAAAAUACUCAGGUCCACCUAUAGUUUGGGUCAGGGGCUCUGGCUGCCGGUCAGUAAGAGCUUUGUGGUUCCACCUGUGGAGCUUUCCAUCAAUCCUCUUGCCAGCUGCAAGACAGAUGUACUGGUGACAGAAGACCCAGCAGAUGUCAGGGAAGAAGCAAUGUUGUCCACCUACUUCGAAACCAUCAAUGACCUGCUCUCCUCCUUCGGGCCAGUCCGAGACUGCUCGCGCAACAAUGGCGGCUGUACCCGCAAUUUCAAGUGUGUUUCAGACCGCAAGGUGGACUCCACGGGCUGUGUGUGUCCAGAGGAGCUGAGGCCCAUGAAGGAUGGCACCGGCUGCUAUGACUACUCCAAAGGGAUCGACUGCUCUGAUGGCUUCAACGGUGGCUGUGAGCAGCUGUGUCUCCAGCAGACCCUUCCUCUGCCACAUGAUCCCUCAUCCAGCACAAUCUUCAUGUUCUGUGGUUGCGUGGAGGAGUACAAGCUGGCCCCAGAUGGCAAAUCCUGCAUCAUGUUGUCCGACAUCUGUGAGGGCCCCAAAUGCCUGAAGUCAGAUGCUAAAUUUAAUGACACCCUCUUUGGUGAGAUGCUGCAUGGAUAUAACAACAGGAGCCAGCAUGUCAACCAAGGCCAGGUGUUCCAGAUGACUUUCAGGGAAAAUAACUUCAUCAAAGACUUCCCCCAGCUGGCAGACGGCCUGAUGGUGAUCCCGCUGCCUGUGGAAGAACAGUGCCGUGGCGUCCUGUCUGAGCCCCUGCCGGACCUCCAGCUGCUCACUGGAGACAUCAAGUACGAUGAGGCAAUGGGCUACCCAAUGGUGCAGCACUGGAGGGUCAGAAGCAACCUGUACAAAGUGAAGCUCAGUUCCAUCACCCUCUCUGCAGGAUUUGCAAAUGUCCUCAAGAUCCUCAACAAAGACAGCAGUCGGGAGGAGCUGCUGUCCUUCAUUCAGCAGUAUGGCUCCCAUUACAUCGCAGAGGCGCUGUAUGGAUCGGAGUUCAGCUGCACCAUCCACUUCCCCAGCAAGAAGGUACAACAGCAGCUUUGGCUCCAGUAUCAGAAAGAAACAACUGAACUUGGUAACAAGAAGGAGCUCAAGUCCAUGCCGUUUAUCACCUACCUCUCAGGCCUGCUGACAGCUCAGAUGUUGUCGGAUGACCACCUGAUCUUGGGCGUGGAGAUUCACUGUGAAGAGAAGGGGCGCUGCCCCUCUACCUGCCACCUAUGUAGGCGUCCUGGCAAGGAGCAGCUCAGCCCUACCCCGGUACUGCUGGAAAUUAACCGCGUGGUGCCACUGUAUGCUUUGAUCCAAGACAACGAUACCAGGGAGGCAUUCAAGGGAGCCCUGAUGAGCUCAUACUGGUGCUCAGGAAAAGGAGAUGUGAUCGAGGACUGGUGCAGGUGUGACCUCAAUGCCUUUGAUGAGAGUGGACUCCCAAACUGCAGCCCUCUCCCUCAGCCUGUGUUGCGCCUGUCUCCCAACGUAGAGCCCUCCAGCACAGUGGUCUCUCUGGAGUGGCUGGAUGUCCAGCCUGCAAUUGGGACAAAGGUUUCUGACUAUGUCCUUCAACACAAGAAGGUUGAUGAGUACACAGACACUGACCUCUACACAGGAGAAUCCUUGAGCUUUGCUGAUGAUUUGCUCUCUGGCCUUGCAACGUCGUGUGUGGCAGCUGGUAGGAGCCAUGGAGAGGUCCCCGAGAUCAGCCUCUAUUCAGUCAUUUUCAAGUGCCUGGAACCUGAUGGCCUGUACAACUUGAGGAAAAUAUGUUGCCUUCCUACUUGUGUUUUUCUGCGUAAAAAAAAAGUGUGUUUGAGACACCAGUCCUGCAGUGCAAGGGUUUGUAAUAGAAGAGCAGUUACAAGUCAGCUAAGAUUUACUCUGUAUGCUGUGGACACCCGAGGGAGGCAUUCAGAGCUGAGCACCGUCACGCUGAGGACAGCCUGUCCACUGGUGGAUGAUAACAAGGCGGAAGAGAUAGCUGACAAAAUCUACAACCUCUACAACGGCUACACCAGUGGGAAGGAGCAGCAAACAGCCUAUAACACACUGAUGGAGGUCUCCGCAUCCAUGCUCUUCCGAGUUCAGCACCAUUACAAUUCACACUAUGAAAAGUUUGGAGACUUUGUUUGGCGCAGCGAGGAUGAGCUGGGGCCCAGGAAAGCGCACCUGAUCCUAAGGAGGUUGGAGAAAGUCAGCAACCACUGCUCAACCCUGUUACGCAGUGCCUAUAUCCAGAGCCGCACUGAAACCAUGCCCUACCUGUUCUGCCGCAGUGAAGAGGUUCGGCCACCCGGCAUGGUCUGGUACAGCGUCCUAAAAGACACCAAAGUGACAUGCGAAGAGAAGAUGGUUUCCAUGCUGCGCAACAUGUACGGAGAGUCCAAGGGGCGGUGAGGGAAGAUGUCGGCCUGAAGCUGUGGAAGGCAAAGGGACUCCAAGGAGUCAAGAACUUGUGAUAUCCUGAAUAGCUGGUGGGAUGUGGGGGAAGGGUGACGUUCGGAGGGGUUGGAGGGGACAGCAAGGCCGAACGGGACUUUCUCACUAAGAUGGUGGAGAAACAAGAAAUCAGCAAGUUGGACUUUAAUUUCCUUUUUUUAUUUUUAAAGAGAAAAUACCUAAUUUGACUCAGCAUAAAAGUCUCUCCUUUUUAAUCUUUUCUUACUGAAUUUCCUGGACUACACACAUGAAACCCGAGUGGAGGAGAAAUCCAAAAGAGCCAGGGCCACACCAGGGAGUGAACUGGGAGAGGGGAGAGAUUGACUUGGGCAUGACCUCCCCUGCUAGCCCUGGAAAUGGAUGGGCUAGGAAAGGGGAGGUGGGUGGUGAACUGCCUCGGUGCAUCAAGGAGAAAAAAGAAAUACCUUGGUUCUGGGAGGCGCCGUGAGAAGCUGGAGGCACCAUCCUGAAUGUGGAGGUCAUGGAGAUUCAUGCCAGGCAAGUGCCAGGACAUUGCAGGCAAACUGUUUUUUUAACACUCCCAAGUUUACAGAACUGUUCCUUGGGGAGCCUUCAUUUGCAGGGUUCCUGACAGGUUGUUCUGUGCAUUAAAGAUUCAUAUUAAGUCCA
Molecule: messenger RNA, 4428 nt
Organism: Gavialis gangeticus (Gharial)
Lineage: Eukaryota; Metazoa; Chordata; Crocodylia; Gavialidae
Gene: ASTN2
Product: astrotactin 2
Biological process (GO): neuron cell-cell adhesion; neuron migration
Source: RefSeq, a predicted model, not a curated record